This is a messenger RNA of Mycotypha africana, 628 nucleotides long. RefSeq lists its product as uncharacterized. The transcript has 2 exons. Bases 102 to 434 code for a protein of 110 amino acids. The record is from RefSeq and is a predicted model, not a curated record. NCBI's taxonomy places the organism in Eukaryota, Fungi, Mucoromycota, Mucoromycetes, Mucorales, Mycotyphaceae.
AGGGUCGGAAGCGUGCCGCUGACAAUAUGGUUAAUAUGCUUAUCAAUGGGAACUGCAAAGUAUAAUAAGCAAUUGAGGUUGAAGAAAAAGGAUCGAGACAGAUGGCUAAAGAAGAAUAUGACAGAACGGCCUUUUCUAAACGAAUAAAGAAGAAGAAGAAGAAGAAGAAGAAAAAGGUUCCGGAAGAGAAGAAAGAAGAUGAAGCGAGGGACUUAGACGAAAUUAUCGCAAAGAAAGAUAGCAAUUCCGUAAAGAACAAAUGGAAGCCUGAUCCCUUCAGUGUAGGCAACAUUAGAAAGGUCCCUCUGAUUGUAUUUGGUAGUAGCAUGUUCGGAAAAUCUGCCGUGCCCAUCAAAGGCCACAAAACUGGUGCCGUUGGGGUUCUAUGGGGUGUUUUGAAGCGAAGAGAGGCUGUUGGUGAUUGCUCGUAUUAACCAUUGAUGAAUAUUUAACUUCUCUAAUAUGCAACAAUUGCCGUUCCAACACUGUUGAGGCAUUGAAAACUGUUCCAGGCCAAAGUAUCCUUGCCUGCAAAACCUGUUCGAUACUUUGGAACCGGGACGUGAACGCUGCUAAAAACAAUUCAAAACCUACAUAAAUAUUUAGACGCAAUCGAUUCAUUUACAAA